AUGAAUGAAAUAACAGCUGAUAAACAUGCAAUAAUGACAUCAGUAACGGAAGCGUGUUCUACGUCGAAAGAUGAGAAAUCUGAUAUUUCGAUGACGGACGUGUGUUCUACAUCAAAGAAUGAGGAAUUUGAUGUUUCGAUGAAAUGUGUACCUGUGCGAAUCGAAUAUCUGAAUUCACAAUUUCUUGUAUUUGAUGUUAAUGUGGUGGAGCAAAUAAUGAAGGAAUGCCGCAUUAUCGCUGAAGCAUAUGGUACUUCUCCUAAUGCACGUGCUGAUCUUCGAAAAUAUGGAGCUCCAUUUAUUCUGAUGCCGGAACAAGUGGCUGUACUUAGUGAAUAUGGUUAG
This is a messenger RNA of Brugia malayi, 345 nucleotides long. RefSeq lists its product as uncharacterized. NCBI's taxonomy places the organism in Eukaryota, Metazoa, Nematoda, Chromadorea, Rhabditida, Onchocercidae. Bases 1 to 345 code for a protein of 114 amino acids. The transcript is spliced from 2 exons. The record is from RefSeq and is a predicted model, not a curated record.